This is a messenger RNA of Vicia villosa (hairy vetch), 780 nucleotides long. Its product is annotated as RING-H2 finger protein ATL70-like. The record is from RefSeq and is a predicted model, not a curated record. The coding region runs from base 23 to 541 and encodes 172 amino acids. The transcript has a single exon. NCBI's taxonomy places the organism in Eukaryota, Viridiplantae, Streptophyta, Magnoliopsida, Fabales, Fabaceae.
ACGUUGACUAUGAAGUUAAACUAUGUGCAAUAAUUGCUCAGCAAUGGUUAAACAACCUUCCAAAUUCCAACUCCAAAUUCUCAUCCAAAAGAUGAACAACAACAGCAACAGCAACGACGGUUCUGAUGCAAAUGGGUUCAAAUAUCUUCUAACAUUUGUAUUUGGUCUUGUAUUCUUGAUUCUUACAAUAGUUGUUGCUUGUGUUCGACUUCGUAUGUCACAAAAUCGAAGCGUGCUCAAUAUUUUGUCUGGUUUUCCACUACAUCAUCAAGAAGACUCAACCAUGGAACAAGGACUUGGUCGUCAUAGGAGCACAAAAUUUGAAGAACAACCGAAGCUAUUAUACUCUGAAAUUCAGAAGAAUAUAGGUGGCUCUUCAACUUCAAGUUGUUCUAUUUGUUUAGGGGACUAUAAAGAAAGUGACAUGUUGAGGUUGCUUCCUAAUUGUGGUCAUCUUUUUCAUGCUGCUUGUCUUGAUCCAUGGCUUAGGUUUCAUUUCAAUUGUCCCAUUUGUAGAAAAUCAUUGUUACCUUUAACCUAGCUAGUGUCUUCAAUAUUAAGUGGUUGUAGAGUAAACCAAAUCACUCUUUAAUUUUCUGUGUAUAUAACCAUGUUUUAAAUGAUAGAUUUAAUGUUUUUUUCUCCAUUUUUAAUAACAAUCAAGUCUAAAUGCAAUAACUCAGUGUAAUUUCAAUGAUGAUAUAGAUUGAAUAUUAACAUUAAUAUUAUGUGAGUUUAUACUUUAUACAGAUCAAGUGGCUUGUUCUUCUGCAUUUUUUU